Messenger RNA from Triticum dicoccoides, 1476 nucleotides. RefSeq names its product protein SMG9-like. NCBI's taxonomy places the organism in Eukaryota, Viridiplantae, Streptophyta, Magnoliopsida, Poales, Poaceae. Gene Ontology annotation, molecular function: GTP binding. The transcript has 8 exons. Gene Ontology annotation, biological process: nuclear-transcribed mRNA catabolic process, nonsense-mediated decay. Bases 47 to 1279 code for a protein of 410 amino acids. The record is from RefSeq and is a predicted model, not a curated record.
CAGCUGAGACGGAAGCCCAAGUGCGGUGCGGAGUACCCACGCCGCCAUGGCCGCCGGACAGCCGCAGCUGCUCGCCGGCGUCGGCGACCGGGGCUCCUCAUCCUCCUCCUCCUCUUCCCACCCGCCGCCACCGCCUCCGCCCAAGAUCCUCCUCGCGAAGCCGCCUCUGCCGCCCCCCUCGUCCUCCGGCGCCGACGACGAGGGCGCUGGCGCCCGCGCGCGGCAGGGGCCGCAGCCUGGCUCGCUCAGCCUCACCAGUCGUUUAAGAUAUGUCUCGUGUUCUUCCUUUUUGCAGUAUCUGACGGAGAACAACGAUUUCAUGGUGAUCGGGAUAAUCGGUCCACCUGGUGUGGGCAAGUCAACCAUCAUGAACGAGCUUUAUGGAUAUGAUGGAAGCUCACCUGGAAUGCAUCCUCCUUUUGCUACGCAAACUGAGGAAAUCAAAGCGAUGGCAAAGCACUGUACUACAGGUGUUGAUUUCAGGAUAUCUCACGAACGAGUUAUACUUCUCGACACUCAGCCAGUAUACAGUCCAUCCAUCCUAAUGGAUAUGAUGAGGCAAGAUGGUUCAUCUUCACUUCCUGUUCUUAACGGUGAUCCAUUACCAGCAGACCUGGCCCAUGAGCUAAUGGGAAUCCAGCUUGGUGUUUUCUUGGCAUCUGUCUGUAAUAUUGUGUUGGUUGUGUCAGAAGGGAUCAAUGAUUUUUCCAUGUGGGAGCUCAUGCUUACGGUUGAUUUGUUGAAGAAUAACAUACCUGACCCAUCAUUGUUAACAUCAUCUACAUCAGACAAGGAAAAUAAGAGUGAUAACCAAUCAGGCAGUGAAGAUUACAUGGCCGAUCUCUGUUUUGUGCAUGCUAGAUUGAGGGAGCAUGACUUUUCUCCUUCAAAGCUCAUGCGUCUACGGGAGACUCUUGAAAAACACUUUGAGUCCUCUUCAUUUAACAUUGGCAGCUCUGGUGCGACACCUGAAGUUACUGAUUCCUCGGUUGCUCCAAGCACGAAAGUUGAAGAGUUGAGCUCCAGCCAGCAGGACGUAUUCCUUCUUCCAUUAAGAUCACAUGAUAACUCAGCAAAGUUAGAGUAUGGGACAUACUCAUCCAUGCUAGGAAAGCUUCGUGAUCAGGUCCUGGCGAGGCCGUUGAGGCCGUUCUCGAAGAACCUCACAGAGCGCGACUGGCUGAGGAGCUCGGCCAAGAUAUGGGACAUGGUGAGGAGAUCUCCCGUCGCCUCGGACUACUGCAAGGCGCUCCAGAGUUCAGGAUUGUUCAGGAAGUAGCCACAUGUGCGUUGUAAUGUCCUCGAUUCAACCGACCUGAGACACAAUUUGAAUCGCUGUUAGAUGAGACGAUUGGCUCGAUCCGCCAUAUGAUGAUGUAUGGAUCCCAUGUUUGUUUUCUUCUUCCGUUCUUCGAGUUUCGGCAUUGUAAAUCCGAAAGAUUCCGGGAGAAGAAAAUUUCCAACCUUGGUGCUGUC